Molecule: messenger RNA, 468 nt
Organism: Symbiodinium natans
Lineage: Eukaryota; Dinophyceae; Suessiales; Symbiodiniaceae
Source: the annotation of a GenBank genome assembly
AUGCCUCGCUUCAUUACCGUGCUUGGGGUCUUGCGGUGGUAUCCUCGGUAUGGAAUCAGCCCACCGGUCCAACUUUUGGGAUUCGUUUUUUUUCGCGAGUCUGCGCAAUGUGCUAGAAAGAGAAAGGCUGGUGGCCGCUGCGCGGGCGCCUGUGGACUCGGGUGUGGCAUGGAAGGCCGCAUUUGGGGUAAACGGUCCCUCGGAAGAUGUGUGCUUUGGGUUGCGCAGCCCAGCUUUCGAUAUGUUUUCAUGACGCAGGAGAUGUUGGCCUUCUUUAGCGACUUCGAAGCGUCUCCGGAAGCUGGCUUCCGCGUCUGCUUCCUCGGGCAUGAGCAACACACGUGGCUCAGCGUGAAGUGUGCAAGCGCAGUGCAAGGGCCUGCCAGGGCCGAGGCACAGACCCCACUGACCCAAAGUGCUAGGCGAGAUAUGUCCAAGGUUGGAGCUGGCUCUGCAGUGCGGUGCUGA